AAUUAAAAAAGCCACAGGUGUGAGAGCAGAGAGUCUUCUCAUCUGAGCAGAAUGUUCACGUACACAGUGUCUGUCACCACUGGCAACCAGGAGUUUGCUGGGACGAUUGAUUACGUUUACCUGACGCUGGUGGGCACGGAGGGACGCAGUGACCGGACUCUGCUGGACAAAUCAUUCUUUGAUCGUUUUGCAAGAGGAGCGGUGGUAUCCGUUGAUGUCAGUGUGAAGGAGACCCUUGGAGACAUUCUGCUGGUGAAACUUGAGAAAGAGAAAUUCUUGUUCAAUGAUCAGUGGUACUGUAGAUGCAUCAGUGUGAAGAUACCUUCUGGAUAUGAAAUUGAAUUCCCCUGUUAUCGCUGGAUAGCAAACAAACAGGAAGUGGUUCUUCGAGAUGGCAAGGCUCGAUUGCCUCAGGAUGAAAAAAACAGUUUGCUAAAAGAGCACAGGCGCAUGGAACUGGAAUCCAGACAACAACUGUUCAGGUGGAAGGAGUGGCACCCUGGUUUCCCCAUGAACAUAGAUGCCGAUUCAAGCAAUGAACUUCCUCUGGACAUUCAGUUUGAACUUGAUAAAUCUGUGGACUUCGAUUUGAAUUUCCUUACAGCGAUUGAGAAUCUUGGUCUUAACAAACUAAUGAGCUUGUUCCAGUCCUCUUGGACCGAUAUUGCAGAUUUUGGAAAAAUAUUUGUGAAUAUCAAGAACCACGUGUCAGAUUAUGUGAUGCAAAACUGGAAUAAGGACUCCAUGUUUGGCUAUCAGUUCUUAAACGGCUCCAAUCCUAUGAUGAUCCGUAAGUGCAUGAAACUUCCAGACAAGUUUGCAGUCACACAGGAGAUGGUGAAGGGUUCCCUGGAUAGAGGUCUCACACUACAGGAAGAAUUAAAGGCAGGAAACAUCUACAUCGCAGACUAUGCGAUUCUGGAGGGAGUGCAUGCCAAUGCCACAGACCCGAAUACCCAGCAGUAUUUGGCUGCUCCCUUCUGCCUGCUGUACAAGAACAGCCAGAAUGAAAUUGUGCCGAUUGCUAUUCAGCUCAGUCGUCAGGCCACUGCUGGGGAGGGGAACACUGUCUUUCUCCCAAGCGAUAAUCAGUACGACUGGAUGCUAGCCAAGAUGUGGGUGAAAUCCUCCGACUUUAACUUCCACCAGCUGGUCAUACACAUUCUCAGGACACAUCUGACAUCUGAAGUCUUUGCCAUAGCCAUGUACAGACAACUCGCUGCAGUCCAUCCAGUAUACAAGUUACUGAUACCUCAUGUCCGUUUCACCGUUGCCAUCAACACUGCGGGUCGUGAAAAACUCAUCUGUGAAUCUGGGCUCUUUGAUAAGGCUAACAGCACUGGUGGAAUUGCAAUCGUGGAAGUGAUUCAAAAGGCCAUGAAGACUUUAACCUAUAAGUCCCUGUGCUUGCCUGAGGCCAUGAAGGCUCGAGGAGUGGAAGAUCUGCCCAACUACUACUACAGAGACGAUGGCAUGAUGGUCUGGGAGGCAGUGAAAAGUUUUGUUUCUGAUGUGGUGAAGAUCUACUAUGGCAGUGAUGAGAAAGUUCAGGAAGACAAGGAGAUUCAAGCAUUUGUUAAGGAUGUUUGCGUUGGUAUGAAGAAUGGUCCCAAGAGUUGUGAGUUUCCGGAUUCCCUGAAAACUCAGGAUCAGUUGGUCGAGCUCCUGACUGUUGUGAUUUUCACAGCUUCAGCACAACACGCUGCAGUCAACUUUGGACAGUAUGACUGGUACGCCUGGGUCCCAAACAGCCCUUCCACCAUGCGGAAGCCCCCUCCUGCACAGAAGGGCCAGGUGGAUAUGAAGUACAUCAUGGAGAGUCUGCCGGACCGCGGACGUUCCUGUUGGCAUCUCGGAGCAGUUUGGGCCCUCAGUCGGUUCCAGGACAAAGAGCUGUUUUUAGGAGACUAUCCAGAUAAGUACUUCACUGAACAACCGGUCAUGAAAGCCAUCGAGACUUUCCGCAAGAAAUUAGCUGAAGUGACCAACAUCAUCAAGAGCCGAAAUGAAAAUCUGAAACUGCCCUAUUGCUAUCUGUCUCCGGACCAAAUCCCCAACAGUGUGGCCAUCUGAGAGUUUGCAAACCCUGUUUGCAGCUAUUUUAGCCAGUUUAUAGAGAAAAGGCAGAGAAAAACUUAACUGGCCUAUUUCACAACAUGACACAAUCAACAAAAUAAUUGCUGUAGUAACUGUAAGGAUUUUAGUGCAAAUGCUAAUCUGGAUGAAAAUAAUACAAAGUUACAUAUAUCAAGAAGUUAAUGUCUACACAAAAUAAAAAUAAUAAUGAUAAUAAUUGUGCAAGUAUUCAAUUUACAUGACUUAUUUCCUUUCUGUUGUCAUUUAAUCUUAUGAUUGUGGGGACUGUGUGUUUGUUUUAAAGGUUUUUAACAUCACAGGAUGAAGUUGUCUUGUUUUUUCAUUGCUUGUGCUUUGGUAUAUUAACGCUUGCUGAAAUUGUACUGGUCAGAUGAAACAUGCACAACUAAGAUUAUUCAAUAAACCAAAUCAUUUUCACCAUCACUUCAUCGCCAGAUAUAAUUUAUAUCCACCUACAAAAUUAAUUUCAAGUAUUUAGACAGAAACCUGUUGAUUUAAUGGUUUUGAGGAUUAUGAAAAAAAUAAAUUCAGUCUGUCCAAACUUCACAAUAUGUUGUAAUUACCACUUCUCUCCACUAAGUGUCGCGCUUGCGCAGGAAAAUGUGUCUUCAGUGCGUCAUAACAGAGCGACAGACGAGUUACAAAACAUCAAAAACACUCUGAACUUCAACCCAACCUAUGAAAUCAAUAAACAGUUUUUCUGGGGAUGUGAACAGCAGAACUUCAUUGAAAUACACACUCGGUGUUUUCACGAAGGUCGGCGACUCUGGACAGUCGGAGCUGCUGCUGUCGUCCACAUGCUGAACUGUCGGUCUGACCGGAGCAUCCAGAUCGGACAGAUCCACAGGGAAAUCCUGUGCACAGACAUCAUGAAUGUAUCUGAAUGUAACGCAGGAAAACUGAUCGAUGACGGGAUGAGCUGAAACGGUCUUACCGUGGGCAGAGACGCCGGAUGAGCUCCCAGAAUCUUCUGACUGUUUCCAAGACUCUUCUCCUGCAGUCGGGACACAUUCAUUCAUCAGAAACUAUACGAUUCAGCUGAACUGAAAUAAACGUGUGUGACUGAAGAACUUACAACCAGAUGAGGGCACACGGACAUCAAA
Messenger RNA from Megalobrama amblycephala (Wuchang bream), 3200 nucleotides. RefSeq names its product polyunsaturated fatty acid 5-lipoxygenase-like. NCBI's taxonomy places the organism in Eukaryota, Metazoa, Chordata, Actinopteri, Cypriniformes, Xenocyprididae. Gene Ontology annotation, biological process: lipid oxidation; linoleic acid metabolic process. The record is from RefSeq and is a predicted model, not a curated record. Bases 52 to 2073 code for a protein of 673 amino acids. Gene Ontology annotation, cellular component: nuclear envelope. Gene Ontology annotation, molecular function: iron ion binding; arachidonate 5-lipoxygenase activity; protein binding. The transcript has 15 exons.